Protopolystoma xenopodis is the source of this 441-nucleotide messenger RNA. NCBI's taxonomy places the organism in Eukaryota, Metazoa, Platyhelminthes, Monogenea, Polystomatidea, Polystomatidae. The record is from the annotation of a GenBank genome assembly.
GUGGGUGCAGGUGCUACAGGCCUUGGUGGUGGUCUCCCACAUGCUUCCGCUGCAGCUAUGCUGGCUGCCACUGGUGGCCAAACUGCUGGUGGGGCAACCGCUGGACCUGCGGGUGAUGCUGCUCAACAAGCUGCUGCCGCCAUGGUAGCUGCUGGAAUGAUACGAGGUGUUCCAGGCAGGGUCGGAAUGGGUAUUUUGGGCCCGACAACGACCACUCAGGUCUCAGUUCAGAAUAAGAUGAUUGGUGCAAUUAUGGGCAGGGGAGGAUGCCGAAUAAAUCAGGUCCGGCAGGAAUCUGGGGCUGAUAUCAAAAUAAGCAAGCAAGAACCUGGUGUCGAGGAUCGCAUCAUUACCAUUACGGGUACGCCAGAUCAGAUCCAUAAUGCACAGUUCUUAAUGCAGGUUUGUGUAAAACGAUAUGGUGACCAGACCGGAGUCUAA